AUGACCACAAGGAACAACACCGGCCCCGACGAACUCCUUCCGCUAACGGACCCUGAAGCCAUCAUUCGAGCCGGGAACGCCGAAAACCGCCGCACCAAACAACUUCAAGCUACCUCAACUGCCCCUCGUCUACCCGACUCAACCAAAAUGUCUGACGAAACGACCCCGACUCAUGAAACAUCGGGGUCGACUCGCACUGCGGACGCAGCGGAUAUGCAGACAGCCAAGGACUGGUUCAAGUCCGUCUUCAAGAUCCAGCAUGCAGCCAUCAUCGAGGCACAGGCCGACCGUCGUCAGGCCGCUGAAGAUCGCCGACAGGCCCUGGAGGACCGCGGUACGGACCGACAAAUCCUCAUUUCCGCUCACCAAUCCAACGCCGCCCGCAUCGCUCGCUUGGAAGACCUCCUCCUAGCGAUGAAUAUCAAAAACGAAGCGAAUGGCCAUCCAGUACAGCCCGCCCCGGGCCGAGUUGACCUGCAAAAGUUCCGUACGUCGGACGGCCCAAUCUACCGGGGACCGUUCCAGGAAACCGAGCCAUUCCUGCGAUGGAUCCAUGGCGUACAAAUUUUCUUCGACACUAAAGACGUCAGCAACGCGGCCGACAAGAUUAGGAUCAUUGGCAACUUGAUCGCGGAGACAAACCUACAGUCCUUCUACGCGAACGAAGCAACCGGAUUCCUCACCAAGUCGUGGGAGGAAUUCAAGACUCGGCUGUUUGAUUUCGCUCUCCCCUCCAACUGGCGGUCGAACUUGCAACGACAGGUCCAGAAACUCGAAAUGUCCUCGAGCGAAACCUUCCUCCAGUACAGUACGCGAGCACGCACGCUACAAAGCCUUUUCAACUUUGACGCCGCGGCGAGUGCGAAGCUUGGGGACCUACAAUUAGCACAAUUCUUAGUUUACGGGUUGACGGAUGCUUUACAGGAUCGGAUCAACGAACGCCAGCUCCUCGAGACGGUCCCAUUUGCCUAUGGCCCGUUCGAGAAGCAGGCUAAUACGUCCUUCCUUGCACUGCAACGCCCUGCCGGAACACCAGCCUCGCUCCGUCCAUCGUCGAAUACAUCACCGAAUCUAUCCCGGGACGAAUUCAUCUGGCGGGUACAUUCUUUCCUCGACUCACGGGGCCUCUGUCACUUCUGCAAAAAACACUGCGGCAAUGUGAACGGUGGUUGCCCAGGACCUUUAAAUAGGGCCCAUGUCGACAUCCCAGCUAACUAUCAAGCCCCCACGAAACCGGCCGACUACUCAGCCCCACGCGCUUGGAGUAACCCAUCCGGCCCAUCGUCCACCGCAGGAAAACCCACUCAACCUCCUGCAGGUCGACCUUCAACCCGGGCCGCAAGCGUCGCAGGCGUUACAGACGUCACACCCCUUGAAGCCCAAGUCUGGGCACUACAACUGGAUGCAGCAAUACGGGAUGACAGCCGUUGGGAAACUUACUUCGACGACGAAGGUUGCUAUCCUAGUAUGGAUCCGGCCGCUGUGGCGGCACUCGAGGACCUUGACAAGCAACUCCUCGCAAACGAGAUUGAGAAGGCCGAACAGGCCGACCUAGCAGAUGCUAUAGCGGGUUGCCCGGGACGCGCUUGA
Molecule: messenger RNA, 1590 nt
Organism: Puccinia graminis f. sp. tritici CRL 75-36-700-3
Lineage: Eukaryota; Fungi; Basidiomycota; Pucciniomycetes; Pucciniales; Pucciniaceae
Exons: 1
Coding region: 1-1590 (529 amino acids)
Source: RefSeq, a predicted model, not a curated record